AUGAGGAUUCGUUAUGGAAUUGAUUUGGAUUCAUUUUCACCAUUUGACCCUGGAGAGACAGAGGGGGCUAAAAAGGAGACAGAGACGAUCCCUGGGAUCGCCUCUGGGAUCGAUCCCAGGAUCGAUCCCAGGAUCGCCUCCCCACUUGAACUCCUCGAUCAAGAAAAAGACUCAGUCGAUCUCCCUGAAUUGGCUUCAACGCACAGCAAACAUUCUCGAAGUCUCAUUAUUACGCGUCCCUUCAGGCAGCAGCAGCAGCAGCAGCAGCAGCAGCAGCAGCAGCAGCAAACAAGAAGGCCUCAAAGACAAAUCUCCGCUUUGGACAAACUCUUCCCCUCCUUUUCUGAAGUUGACGACAGCAGUAAAACCACAGGAGCAACUGCAGCAUUUAAGAAGCACCAGCACAAGCAGCAGCAGCAGCAGCAGCAGCAGCAGCAAGGCAGCAGGCCGUGGAGUCGCCGCAGCAGAUCGCAUUUACCAGCCCAAGGCGAACCUUCCGCUGAUUCUGUUGCUGCUGCUGCUUGGGGGGUCUCGAAGAGGGCGUCUGCGCUGCAGUAUCAGCAACCGCAGCACGUGCUGCAGCAGCAGCAACAGCAACAGCAACAGCAGGAGCACCUGCUGCAGCAGCAGCAGCGCAGAGAAACGCAAGAAGCUACUGCCGCUGCUGCUGCCGCUGCUGCUGCCGCUGCUGCUGCCGCUGCUGCUGCAGGCAGCAACAAUGAGGGUAAUGCACCAGAGCAAACCAAAGGCAGCAAAGAAGAACAGCAAAUGCAAGAAAAAACGAAAAACGCAGUGCAGCAGCAGCAGCAGCAGGACCAGCAGCAGCAGCAGGGCCAGCAGCAGCAGCAGGGCCAGCAGCAGCACCAGGAUCAGCAGCAUGGGGAAAUCCAGCAGCAAACGCUGCAGCAGCAAAGACAGCAGCAGGAGCGGCAAAAACAGGAACCAGAGCAACAGCAGCAGCAGCAGCAAAAGCAAGAAGGCGGGAAACAGCAGCAGCAGCAAGAACAGGAAAAGCAGCAGAAACAAAUGCAGCAGCAGCAAAAGCAGGUGCAGCAGCAGCUGCAGCAUGACAAUGAACAGCAGCGACAGCAACAAGAUAAACCUCCUCUGCAGCAACAGAGUGAGGACAUGACAGUGGAGCAGCAGAAACAGCAACAGCAGCAGCACCAACAGCAAGAACACCAAGAACCGCAGCAGCAAGACCACCAGCAGCAGCAAGACCAGCAGCAGCAGCAAGACCAGCAGCAGCAGCAAGACCAGCAGCAGCAGCUCGAAUUGGAGAGGCGAACCAACAACCAGACAGCAGAAAACACCCCCGCUCCUGCUGCUGACAACCUUACAAGCGAUGCAUCAGCAGCAGCAGCAGCAUCUGCUGCUGCUGCUGCUGCCACAGACACACAAGCAGCAGAAGCAGUAGCUACUGCUGCAGCUUCAGCUGCAGCAGGCGCAGGCACAGACGCAGCAGCAGCAACAGCAGCCACAGCCACAGAAGCAGCAGCAGCAGCACCUACAGCCACAGAAGCAACAGCAGCAACAGCAGCAGCCACAGAAGCAGCAGCAGCCACAGAAGCAGCAGCAGCAACAGAAGCAGCAGCAGCAACAGAGCCAGCGAAUGCCACAGAAGCAGCACCAAAAGCAGCAGCCACAGAAGCGGCAGCAGCAGCGGCAGCCACAGAAGAAGCAGCAGCAGCACCGACAGGCACAGAAGCAGCAAGAGCGCUCACAGAAGCAGCAGCAGCAGCAGCGGCAGCCACACAAGCAGCACCAGCAACAGCAGCGACCACAGAAGCAGCACCAGUAGCCACAGAAGCAGCACCAGCAACAGCAGCAGCCACAGAAGCAGCAGCAGCAGCAACAGAAGUAGCACCAGCAACAGCAGCAGCCACAGAAGCAGCGGCAGCGGAAGAAGCACCAGCAGAAGCAGCAGCAGCAGAAGAAGCAGCAGCAGCAGAAGAAGCAGCAGCAGAAGCAGCAGAAGAAGCAGCAGAUUUAUCGGCGGAAGAUUCGAUGGUCCGCGCCACUGCAGAAGCAGCUGCUGACCUCAUGUCUUUCCUAGAGCAUGCACCCAUUGCAGCAGCAGAAGCAGAAGCAGCAGCAGCAGCAGAAGCAGCAGCAGCAGAAGCAGCAGCAGAAGCAGCAGCAGCAGCAAAGGCAGCGGCAGCAACAGAAGCAACAGCAGAGGCAGGACGCGAGCCUGACAAGAGAGAGACAGAAGCAAAGACAAGUGAGAAGGAGGAAGCGAGAAGCAUUACCGUGCUGCAGCAGCAGCAGCAGCAAAAGCAACAGCAGCAGCAGCAGGAGAAUGAACAGCUGCAGCAGCAGCCUGGAGAACAGCAGCAGCAGCAUGAACAGCAGCAGCCGCAGAAGCAACAACAGCACCAACAACAGCAGGAACCUCAACAGCAAGAGCACCAGCAGGGGCAGCAGCAGCAGCAGCAACCACAGUUUGAGGAGCAGCACCAAGCAGCAGAUGGGCAGCUGCAGCAGGAGCAGCAGCAGCAGCACCAGCAGGUGCAUCAGCAGCCGCAGCAGGAGAAGCAGCUGCAGCAGCAGCACCAGCAGGAGCACCAGCAGCAGCAGCACGAGCACCAGCAGCAGCUGCAGCAGCAGCACGAGCACCAGCAGCUGCAGCAGCAUGAGCAUCAGCAGCAGCUGCUGCAGCACGAGCGUCAGCAGCAGCUGCAACAGCACGAGCAUCAGCAGCAGCUGCAGCAGCAGCAGCAGCACGAGCACCAGCAGCUGCAGCAGCAUGAGCACCAGCAGCAGCUGCUGCAGCACGAGCAUCAGCAGCAGCUGCUGCAACACGAGCAUCAGCAGCAGCUGCAGCAGCAGCAGGAGCACCAGCAGCAGCAGCACGAGCACCAGCAGCAGCUGCAGCAGCACCAGGAGCACCAGCAGCAGCUGCAGCAGCAGGAGCACCAGCAGCAGCAGGAGAAGCAGCUGCAGCAGGAGCAGCAGCAGAAGGAGCAACCGCCUCGGCGGGAGGAAUCGCAGCAAGCAGCAAAUGCGCAACAGCAACAGCAGCAGCAGACCAUAGAUAAUGCAGCUGCUACUAACUAA
Molecule: messenger RNA, 3060 nt
Organism: Eimeria acervulina
Lineage: Eukaryota; Apicomplexa; Conoidasida; Eucoccidiorida; Eimeriidae
Exons: 1
Coding region: 1-3060 (1019 amino acids)
Source: RefSeq, a predicted model, not a curated record